CCGAUCGUGACAACCUCAUUGAUUGCAAUUACCACCGAUUUGAAGUCAUUCGACCAAAGUAGCUGGAUACUUUCCUCGUAUAUUCUUGGCUACGUUAGUAAGUUUGAUAUCACCAGAAAAGCUUUUGCCUUCAACUACUGAAGUUUCCGGUGUAGGUAUGGUUAUAAUCUGGUCGAAGCUCAGUGAUAUCUUGGGACGAAAAGUCAUUGCUUUGACUGUCUUGACAAUCUUUACAGCUUUCUCUGGAGCAUGUGGGGCAUGUCAGACUAUGAAUCAACUGUGAGCUUAAUUAAGAUAUCCUGUAAUGUUUUCUGUCUCUAAAUGAUACUGAUACAGCAUAAUAUUCCGAGCUGUUCAAGGAUUAGGUGGUGGUGGGAAUUUCGCUCUCGGGUCAAUCAUCUUCGUGGAGCUGGUUCCUAAGGAGUUGUAUCCCAACUACACGAGCGGAAUUUCGGUUGUAUUCUCCUUAUCUCUUCUACUUGGGCCAAUUGUUGGAGGGGCUCUAAACAAAUCGGACAAGUGGCGAUGGGUGUUUUUGCUCAAGUUAGCCAUUUUUCUCAAUUCCUCUACCUUUUGAAUCCGGAAGCUGAUCGAUUUGGUAUAGCGUGCCCAUUGGAUGCAUGUGUAUAGCAGCAAUCGUUUUAUGUCUUCCAGCAGACUUUCCUAAUCAAGGCCGGGAAGCCAGUGUUCAACACGAUCAUCGAGGGUUUCGUGCUUUAUGGAAGAAAGGGACAUUUUUGAAGGUCGACUUCAUCGGCGCUGGUGUACUUCUUGUAGCUACUACAUUCCUCGUAGCUGCUCUUGAGGAAGCAGGACAGGAUUACGCGUGGAAUUCGGCAUUUGUGAUUGCUUUGUUGACAAUCUCAGGGGUUAUGUGGUUGGCAUUCGUAUAUUGGGAACGAAUGCACACAUUGAGAUCCAAACACAGUGAGCCCGUGUUCCCCUGGAGACUUAUGACUAGUCGAGUAUGGGUAGGAAUCAUCUUGUGAGUCUGCAGAUAUAUCCUAAUGUAAUAGCUUUGUCGCUAACCACCAAUCACUGGUAGGAAUGGUCUCUUUCUAGGCGCACCAUGGAUUGUCACCAUUUUCCAGCUUCCUCAACGAUUUCAAGUCGUGAAUCACGCUACUGCUCUUAGUGUAGGACUUCUUCUUAUCCCUUUUACCGUCGCGUGUCCAUUUGGAUCUGCUAUCAGUGCCACCAUAGCGGGAAAGCUUAAAGUGCCUCCUCUAUACAUGGUGAUUUGCGCUUCAUGUCUGCAGAUAGUUGGGUUUGCACUUCUAUCUAGUUUACCUUUGUCUAUCGAAGAAUCCAGAGCACAAUAUGGAUACCAGGUCAUUGCUGGGCUUGGAGUUGGAAUAAACAUAUCUACGUUGAUCAUAAUGGUACCCUGUUCGAUUAAAGAAAAACGAGAUCUUUGUAAGCUCCCUCCUCAAAAGUACCCAGACUGCUUUUCUAAUCUUUCAUUACCAGCGGUUGCUCUCGGAUCUCUCUUCCAUUUUCGAAUUAUGAGGGGUGUCAUAGGACUCGCUAUAGUCACAGCUGCGUAUAAAGGUUAUGUUAAUUCGCACUUGGAGGAAUUCUUGACAUCAGAGGAGCGAACUCAGCUCCUGAUAUCAGUUGAGAACAUAUCUUUGUUCGAUACUAAAACAGAGGACCAUAUUCGGUCGGUGUUUGCUGGAGGCUAUAAUCUUCAGUUCCGUAUAUUAAUUGCAUUCUCUGCGGCGCAAAUACCGUCGUCAUUCCUGAUGUGGCAACGGAAGCAAGUUCUGAUUUGAAAUGUCUCGAAAUAGAGUGUUGCAAGAUAUAAAACGGUGGCACAGAACGUUGGCAAGGCUGGAAAUGAACUGAGAUGGAUUUAAACCCCCAUUCUUUGACUCACUCCCUUGAAGUGAUUAGUUGAUUUCGAAACCAAUACAAUAUCCUUCCUACUGAGCGUACAAUGCCUUCUGAAUCACACUAAUUACCACCCUGACCGCAUUUUGUACUCCAACUCUGUGAGAGUUGUUAAGGAUACAUGCGUUACUGUGUGAUGUAGCAAACGUGAAGAUAUGAAGUACUUACGCCCCCUGACCGUCUGCUGCAGAAUUUAAAUGAGUCUGGUGAAUAACGGAAAAUUGAGAACCAGUUUAUAAGCUAUGAAGCUAUUGAAAAGUGGAUUCCGUCCAAUAGAAGGUGAUAGGAUGGUAUUCUUGAUGUAACUGUUGGUAUGACCAACCAACAACCAACAGAACAACGACGACUACCUUGCCUCCCCAUCGUACCUUUCAAAACAGCCAGAUAACAUACCAAAGAUAACAAGAGCUCCCAAGAUGACGUUCGCAACAGUGGACGGAGUAGCCCCCAUCACAGGAGUAAGACAGCUUCCACGGAUCUACAAAUACACACACAGAAUAUUCUAAUCCACCACAGGCCGGUGCAGGAAUCGGCGGAGAAACAGGCUACGCCUUCGCAGAAGCAGGUAAAUUUGAUUCCUCAAAGUCGAGGCUCGAGACGAGUCCAAAUUCAGCUUGGACUUUGCUCCAAUUGACCAUACUCAAAAGAUUCUACUGACUCUGAUACAGUGUGCCAUAGGAGCUUCAGGCGUGGUUUUCGCGGAUAUCAACUAUGAAAACGCCCUCGCAAACGCCGAGAAAAGCAAAGCCCACGCAACAAAUCCAAACUACCGAGCAAUAUCAACACAAGUCGACGUCAGCUCCCCCGAAAGCGUUCAAGCAAUGGUAGAUCUCACAGUCCAAGAAUUCGGGAGGAUCGAUUACAGCGUAAAUAGCGCGGGUGUAAGUUUAUUCCCCUUCUUACACUUACAUCUCUAACGAUUCCUCUUGUUUGCAGCUUGGAGCCACGUCUCUCCUUCCAACCCAGGAUGUCGACAUCAAGAACUUCGAUGGGACGUUCGAAGUCAACACCAAAGGCGUUAUGCUAUGCGUCCGAGCGGUGUGCAAAGUUAUGAUGUCGCAGGAACCACGUACGCAUAAGGGUCGACAUGGCAAGGAACGUACUCUGGGUCGUGGGUGUAUAGUCAACCUUGCUUCUGCUGCUUCCUAUCUCGCGGCACCGCACAUGAUGGCGUAAGCACCACUUCCCAUCGACCGAUAGCUAGAAGAAUACUAACACCUGCGUAUCACAGUUACGUAGCAUCCAAGCACGCAGUUCUCGGCAUCACAAAAGUCGCAUGUAAUUCACUUAACACCUCAAACCUGACGACCUGACGGAAUCACACUGACUCAAAGCAGAUCUAGACAUGGCAAAACACAAUAUCCGAGUAACAGCCGUCUGUCCAGCAUACGUCAACACCCCAAUGUUCGAGCGUAGUAAAAAGAGGGUCCCGGGAUUGGAGAAAACGAUAGCGGCCGCAUCUCCAACGGGCAAAGCAGCAGAUACAGAAGAAGUCGCAAAUGUAGUAGUGUUUCUUUGCAGUCCAUCUGCAAGUUAUGUUAGCGGUACGGGCAUCAUUAUCGACCAGGUAUGUGCACGAGUUCUCUCUUAGAUUGCGCAGAUUCGCUUACAAGACCAUAACUAACAUCCACGGUUUACAGGGUGUGUCUGUGUCUGCGCGCAUCUGAGUCCAUGAUUACGGCAUCUUGAACCUGCGGAAGGCCAGUGACUCCUAGAUCGCGAUUUGCGAAAGUUGGUUUUCGGAGAGUACAGUACAUACAUGCCAAUAUAGGAGAUUUAGAAA
Molecule: messenger RNA, 3676 nt
Organism: Hymenoscyphus albidus
Lineage: Eukaryota; Fungi; Ascomycota; Leotiomycetes; Helotiales; Helotiaceae
Source: the annotation of a GenBank genome assembly